AUGCCCACCUUGAACGUAAGCGACCUUAACAUUGUCCUUGGCGUACUGGGUGCCUUCACAGUUUUGUACGGUAUCAUUUCGGUCAAGAUCAAGCAGGCUUGGUAUCUUGGAGAAGCCCUCCCCGCCGUCGCCGUUGGGAUUAUUCUUGGUCCUGUAUCAGCAAAAUUCCUCGAAAGUGAGAACUGGGGUUCCGCCACCCCUGGCCAGACCAAUGCCAUUACCCUGGGUGCUGCACGUGUUAUGAUUGGCGUACAGCUUGUCAUUGCGGGUUACCAGCUUCCAGCUAAAUAUGGUUAUACGCGAUGGAAGGAGAUGGCGAUGUGUCUUUUGCCUAUCAUGACCAUAAUGUGGCUUUGUACAACAUUGUGCAUCUUGGCUACCAUCCCUAAGGUGACCUUUCUAGCAGCCCUCGUGAUUGGAUCUUGUGUUACCUGCACUGAUCCUAUCCUCUCGCAAGCAAUUGCCAAAGGUCCCUUUGCCGACAAAUAUGUAGCCCGCCCACUCCGUGAGAUCAUCUCCGCCGAGGCUGGGGCUAAUGAUGGUUUUGGAUUCCCUUUCUUAAUGCUUGCGACUUAUUUGCUUCGGCAUAUCAACGUCCCUGCGGGAGGCGACCAUGACAUCGACGCUGGCGACUCGACCCAUUCUCUCAUGCCGCGAUCUACGGGCGUUGGUCGGCUUGGAGGUGGUGUUGGCGCAGCUAUGGAGGAAUGGUUUAUUGAGACUUGGCUCUAUACGAUUCUACUGUCAGUCGUAUAUGGUGCUGCUGUUGGCUACGGUUCCUGUAAGGGCAUCAGCUUCGUUCUCCGAAGGAGAUGGGUCGAUUGCGAGUCCUAUCUGCUAUUUCCAGUCGCUCUAGGUUCGUUUCUCAUUGGUACUUGUGGUGCUCUUGGUACCGAUGACCUCCUGGCCUGCUUUGUUGCUGGUUGUGCCCUCAACUGGGAUGGCAGCUACUUGAGAGAAACUCAAAUUCGACACGACGAAGUUAACUCUUGCAUAGAUGUCCUGCUUAACUUUGGCGGUUUUAUGUAUAUUGGAACGAUACUGCCGUGGUCCGACUUUAACGACCCUCAAGUGACCGGAAUCACCUGGGGUCGACUCUUCGCCUUAGGCUUUCUGGUCCUUAUCUUCCGUCGGUUACCAGCUGUCCUCGGCUUAUACAAGCUGAUGCCGGGAGUUUGCUCGAAUUGGAAGGAGGCCUUUUUUAUGGGAUACUUCGGUCCUAUUGGUGCUGGCGCUGUAUUUUACGUUGAGCAUGCACGCCAUCUCUUCCCCGAGGCCGGCGAAGGUGACGAAGAAGUGGCAAAUCUUACCCGGGCGUUGGGGCCGACAGUUUACUGGCUGGUGGUAUUUUCUAUCGUGGUCCACGGGUUGUCCAUUCCGGCAUUGAGCGCCAUCUAUCACUUCAGAGGAGUGAAGCCGAUCAAGGAGGACGCCGCUGAGGUGCGACGCCUCUCUAUACAUGUUUCGCCACCCGCCAAUGCUGUUGAAACUGAUCAGAACACUUUCCUCGCUUACAACCGAUUUAGUCGGCCGGGAGUCAAUAGCGUUGACCUCCCAGUCUCUGAAGGCAUUCGGUGGCAGGGCGAAUCCGGGGAAAUGCAGGACAAUCCAGGCAAAGGUGGCAGCAGCUCAUCUCAAGGUUAA
This is a messenger RNA of Fusarium keratoplasticum, 1644 nucleotides long. RefSeq names its product Na-H-Exchanger domain-containing protein. The record is from RefSeq and is a predicted model, not a curated record. The transcript has 5 exons. Gene Ontology annotation, cellular component: plasma membrane. Gene Ontology annotation, molecular function: sodium:proton antiporter activity. Lineage: Eukaryota; Fungi; Ascomycota; Sordariomycetes; Hypocreales; Nectriaceae. Gene Ontology annotation, biological process: regulation of membrane potential; proton export across plasma membrane; sodium ion export across plasma membrane. The coding region runs from base 1 to 1644 and encodes 547 amino acids.